Molecule: messenger RNA, 2673 nt
Organism: Prunus armeniaca (apricot)
Lineage: Eukaryota; Viridiplantae; Streptophyta; Magnoliopsida; Rosales; Rosaceae
Source: the annotation of a GenBank genome assembly
AUGGCCGCCUCUGUUCAUCUUUGUCACCCUUGUGGUAUGCUUGAUGGGUACUUGAAGUCUUCAGGGCUAAACCCACCUUGGGAAUAUCACUUACAACCAAGUAAGAAAGCCACUGAAGGGAGUUCUGGAUUUUUGUUCAUUUUUGGUGUACCGCUUAGAUGUUUUGCAUUAGGUUCAGUCAGCUUUCAAUAUAGAGGGAGGCCAAGAAAGCGCAACUGGGGCAUUGAAAAAACUUGGAGAGGUAGCGUCUGGGUUUUGGAUCAGCCCAUGGAUGAGGAGGCUAAAAGGCUUAGAAAUAUGUACACGGAAAAGGAUCAGUUAAGUAGCCUUUCUCUUGUUGCUGAUUUCCUUGCAGAAAUAUUCGACAUUAAUGCUUCUGCAGCUUGCAUUUCAAAGCCUUGGUAUGGUGUAUGGAGAUUUAGGCACAUCUCCUUUAUGGCUGACAUUGUUACAGAACAAUGGAUUCAAAUUCAGCGGCUUAAGCAGGCUCUUCAUAUUACACAAGUAUGUUUUUUCUGCUUGAAACUGGCUUCAGUUCUGUCAGCAGUUGGUGGGAUCAACGUGGGCCACUCUAAGAUUAGUAAUGAGGUGGUUGUGCUUGUUGCUGUUGUUAUACUGAGGGGAGGAAAAGGUGGGUGGACAUCUCUCGGAGGUAUUAUGCUUAGUAUAACAGGAACAGAAGCACUUUUUGCUGACCUAUCCCAUUUCCCAGUCUCGUUCAUACAGAUUGCUUUCACGUUAGUUGUAUUUCCAUGCCUUCUAUUGGCCUACUGUGGUCAAGCUGCAUACCUCGUGAAAAAUUCAAAUAACGUGAUCGGUGCUUUUUAUCAUUCCAUUCCAGACAACAUAUAUUGGCCUGUGUUUAUUGUUGCAACUGCAGUUGCUGUUGUUGCAAGUCAGGCCACCAUAACUGCAACUUUUUCAUUAAUCAAGCAGGCCCUUGCACUAGGCUGUUUCCCAAGAGUCAAAGUCCUGGGUUUUAAAAAUCAAAACCAAAUUGGCAAUGCCUCUGUUGUAACUGUUCCGCCCGAGCAGGAUACAUUGGUUAGUUUGAAGGAUUACAGGGGCACUUACUUUUCUGCUGUGCUCCUCAAGGUCAAUCAAGGUGGCUGGGUUCCUCUUGUGAUCACAACAGCCUUCUUUAUCAUCAUGUAUGUUUGGCAUUAUGGGACAGUAAAAUGGUUUGAGAUUGAGAUGCAUAGUAAGGUUUCCAUGGCAUGGAUUCUUGGACUUGGUCCCAGUUUAGGACUGGUUCGGGUACCUGGGAUAGGCCUUGUGUACACUGAGCUAGCAAGCGGAGUGCCCCGCAUCUUCUCUCAUUUUAUCACCAACCUACCCGCCAUCCAUUCUGUUGUUGUCUUUGUCUGCGUGAAGUACCUUCCUGUCUGGACAGUCCCAGAGGAAGAGCGUUUACUUGACCAACAAACUAAGCAAUCAGGAGAUGGCCUGUUUUGUAAUAGCAGGAAUUUGCUUCAUUCCAAUGUGAACCGGUCAAUUGCGUCAGGGGACUCGAUCGUGCCUGACGAUUCUCCAUUGCAUGCAAACAACAUUACCUCCUCCAUUCCGGCAAGCAACCAGGUUGGAACCGAUGAUGAGGUAGAAUUCUUGAACAACUGUAGAGAUGCAGGGGUGGUGCACAUACUGGGAAACACUGUAAUUGAAGCUAGGAGGGAAUCAAAGUUUUGGAAGAAGAUAGCUAUUGAUUACCUAUAUGCAUUUCCUUUGUAUGUUUUCUACAAUACAUUUCCUGAUGGAAUUGGUGACCCAGAGGAUUUAGUUGGAGCUUUAUCUGUUAUUAUAUAUUCCCUCACUCUUAUUCCACUCCUCAAGUACGUUUUUAUUGUCUGUAGAGAAAAUGACAAUGGUCAAGGUGGAACAUUUGCUCUUUAUUCACUACUCUGUCGACAUGCAAAAAUAAAGGCUAUUCCUAACCAAGACCAAACAGAUGAGGCACUAACAACAUAUAGCCGUUCUACAUUUGGAACAGAAGCACUUUUUGCUGACCUAUCCCAUUUCCCAGUCCCGUCAAUACAGAUUGCUUUCACGUCAGUUGUAUUUCCAUGCCUUCUAUUAGCCUACUGUGGUCAAGCUGCAUACCUCAUGAAAAAUUCAAAUAACGUGAUCGGUGCUUUUUAUCAUUCCAUUCCAGACAGCAUAUAUUGGCCUGUGUUUAUUGUUGCUACUGCAGCUGCUAUUGUUGCGAGUCAGGCCACCAUAACUGCAACUUUUUCAUUAAUCAAGCAGGCCCUUGCAUUAGGCUGUUUCCCAAGAGUCCAAGUCGUGCAUACAUCAAGGAAGUACCGUCACCAGAUAUAUAUUCCAGAAAUUAAUUGGAUUGUUAUGAUUCUCUGCAUUGCCGUGACAGCUGGGGACGGCAGUUUGUAUAGUAAUGUUGGUAACCACAUUGCUUAUGAUUUUAGUCAUGAUAUUAGUGUGGCGCUGCCACUGGAUUCUUGUCCUGAUUUUCACUGGCUUAUCAUUGGUUGUGGAGGGCCACUUACUUUUCUGCGUGCUUCUCUCAAGGUCAAUCAAGGUGGCUGGGUUCCUCUUGUGAUCGCAGCAGCCUUUUUUGUCAUCAUGUAUAUUUGGCAUUACGGAACAGUAAAACGCUUUGAGAUUGAGAUGCAUAGUAAGGUUUCAAUGGCAUGGAUUCUCGGACUGGUCCCAGUUUAG